This is a messenger RNA of Neurospora tetraspora, 1334 nucleotides long. Its product is annotated as cytochrome P450. The transcript has a single exon. The record is from RefSeq and is a predicted model, not a curated record. Gene Ontology annotation, molecular function: oxidoreductase activity, acting on paired donors, with incorporation or reduction of molecular oxygen; iron ion binding; monooxygenase activity. Bases 11 to 1285 code for a protein of 424 amino acids. NCBI's taxonomy places the organism in Eukaryota, Fungi, Ascomycota, Sordariomycetes, Sordariales, Sordariaceae.
GGAGGUGGUGAUGGAGGUGGAUGUUGGGGCGCAGGAGGAGCUUUUGGGGAAGGGGGAUUUGGGUGAAGAAGAUGGAGAUGAAGAUAGACAUGAUGAACAGGAGGGACUGACGGAAAUGGAAGAGAAAGAAGAAGAAGAAAAAGGCCAAAUGUCCAACUUCACCAAAACCUACUACCGCCUCAUAACCUCCUACGCCGCCGACGGUAAACCGCCCAUCGAAUGGUUACAGCUUUUAACCAACCCCUUCAGUCGUCAACGCCGCCAGCAUCUCUCCCAGAAAGUCGACACCUUCCUCCGCGACUUCGUUCAGCGCAAACACUUGAGUGAGUUUCACGCCCACACCUCCCAACAACAACCCCAAUCCCACCCCUCCACCACCACCACCUUCACACAGCACGGAUCCAAGACCGCCGCUCCGAAAUCCCGCUCCAUCCUCUCCCUCUCCCUCAGCGACCAGACAAAUUCCCCCGUCCUCCCGGAGAAGAUACUCUCGACCACAACCGACGCCCUCAAAACAUUCCUCUUCGCCGGGCACGACACCACCGCCAUCUUGAUCGGUUGGGUGCUCUACUACCUCUCCAUCUGCCCGCGCGCACACGCGCGCAUUUGUUCCGAACUGGACUCCCUUUUUGGUGGUCCCUCCGCUUCACCAGCUGAGAUCCGUGCUCAACUGUCGGGUCCCGAAGGACCAGAGAAGUUGAAUCAAAUGGUCUACACCCACGCCGUAAUCAAGGAAGCCUUGAGAUUGCAUCCACCCGCUGGUACGGCGAGACGAGCCGAGGUUGGCUCUGGGUUUGUCGUGACUGAAGAGAAGGGCGGAAGAGGAGAAGGAGGGGAGUGGAACUUGGAUGGGAUGGUGCUCUACAACUGCGCCACCAUCAUACACCGCGAUCCCUCCGUUUAUGGAGAAACAAAGGACGAGUUUUGGCCUGAGCGGUGGUUAUCCGAGUCUGAGAACAAGGGAGAAAUUCCAGCAGGAGCGUGGCGCCCCUUUGAGCGCGGACCGAGGGAUUGUAUCGGCCGGGAUCUGGCGAUUAUUGAGGCCAAGGUUGUUGUGGCUUUGGUGCACAGGCGGUAUGAGUUUGUUAAAGUGGGGUUGGGGGAGAAGGUGUUGGUACCUCAAGAUGGGCCUGAUAGAGAAGAAAGGCCGGUGGUGGAUAGGACGGGGUGUUGCAUGGUGAAGGAAAAGUUGUAUACGAGGAGGCAGGUGACGGCGAGGGCGGCGGAUGGGAUGAGGAUGAAGGUGAGGUUGGUGAAGGGCGUGGUGGGGAACUUGGAGGGUUGAGUGAUGGGGUUGUGGACUGUGGACGGGGAGGAAGGAGGGAUGGGAUGUG